This is a messenger RNA of Colletotrichum chrysophilum, 2838 nucleotides long. RefSeq lists its product as uncharacterized. The coding region runs from base 1 to 2838 and encodes 945 amino acids. Gene Ontology annotation, biological process: positive regulation of DNA-templated transcription. Gene Ontology annotation, cellular component: mediator complex. The record is from RefSeq and is a predicted model, not a curated record. Lineage: Eukaryota; Fungi; Ascomycota; Sordariomycetes; Glomerellales; Glomerellaceae. The transcript is spliced from 7 exons.
AUGCCUCUUAUGCUGGACAAUGCCAUGAACGGUGGUCCCAUGCAAGUUGAUCAGCUCGACGUCGAUGACCUGUUCGGUGACGGGGUCGGCGUCGGCGUUGGCGUAGGAGUUGGCGUUGGCGUUGGCCUGUCUCUCCAAACCGCCCGCCCCCCCUCCAAGCAGCUGCGCCAGAGGAUAGAUGAACUGCGAACUCGUGGCUGUUGCCAGGGAGUAGCCUGGUCGAGAUCUGGCGCCAUCGCCUCCGUCUCUCCAGAUGGCAGGUCGCUGGAAACCAGGUUUCUGCGUUCUCACCCCGACAAUGGCGAAUGGGGCCUCAGCGAGCCCACAAAGGUUGAACUCGUCAGCACGAAUCCAUCGAGCCCUAUUGUUCAUCUUGCUUGGGCGUCGACCGCGAGCCCCGAGCUGGCUGUCAUCGACGCAGCAGGGCGGGUUUCAAUACUGACCUACUCCAUCAACCUAAACCGACCCUUUGCCACUCGGAAAUGGGACCACGAGCCAUGCGACGACCUUCACGCUGUCGUUGGUUGUUACUGGCUUGCCUUGGCCCCUCAAAGCAAGCAGUACUACGUGUGUCAUGGACCAGCCGUCAAGGAUGGAAAUCAGUAUCGAUACGAGAGCUCUUUCGUCCAUGCGUAUGGCCCUUGGCACCCCAAUCAGUCAAAGAGUGCUUUGCUGUGCGUCACAGCAAACGGUGAUUUGAAGAUGUUCUGGGCCCAGAACAACAACAAGAUUGAAGAGACAACCUUGGAGCUCGAGAGCAUCAACUCAUCUGACGACUUGAUCACACAUGCCGCCCUUCACAGCGACAAGAGCUCAUUGUGGGUGGUUCUGGCUACUGCAUCCAAGCAACUGAAAGUUGUGAGGGUGGGCAUACACUGGGGUCUACCGCAGUCACAAUCAGACAACAAGCCACCCCCAGGGAGCCAGCCGCUGAACCCGACAAUGCAAGAAAAGCACGUCGCCAUCUCCAGCUGGUCGCCUGGCGGAUCAAGUACGUCGCCGAUUGACUCCGCCAUGACACAGUUAACACACCUGGAGAUCUUGCCAUCGACUAUGGAUUUGACUGGCCAGGGAUGGGCUCCUCUUGUCAUCCUCGCUGUCCGCACUUACCUGCCAACCCCGAAUACCCCGUACCAAGAAACACAGAGCAUCAUUGACAAAUGGGAGGUCAUCAACGACCAACCCCAAAGUCUGCAUCCUGCCUUUGAGCAGCUGGGAAACCGGAGAAAUAGCACGGGCUCAGCGCCCACACCCAAGCCCACAUCUCGCCUCAAGAAAUACGACCCCGUGGUAAUUAACAAAGCAAUCAUCGGUGUCCAUAGUCUACAAUACGGCAGAGUCGUCUGUCUGGCGUUUAGUGACGGCUCUGUGGAGUACCGCGACCGCUUCACAUUACAGGAAAUCUACAACGAAAUGAACCUGGAGCGCAUCAUGUCUCUCAACCAAGUCGGCUUCACUUUCCAGGAUGAUUCCCCUUCCCAAUACUCCGCAGUGCUGGCGGGCCUGACAGUAGCUGCGUCAACAGCGACUUUCAACAGUAUCAACUACGACGAUAUCCUAGCCGUUGCAAGGCCAUAUGCAGACAAGAAGCGCUUCACCUUCGACUGGAUGAACGAGAUUGUUCGCAUGCUCAAGAUUCCCGUGGAUUACUCUGAAGACACUCAUCACGAUAGUCUCGUCCGGAACAGCUCACUUCAAAUGUGUCUGAGCAUUCUCAACCACUUGGGAUACAAGGGAAUGUUCCAGCCACGCUCCUUUGGCAGCAAAUUUGCGAUGCUAGCUCUCAACGCGCGCAAUGUCGUCAUCCUCAUCACAAUCGCCAGUAACACACCGGUCAACAUCCGCGAGAAGCUUAGCCCCUUGGACGAGCACGAAGUCGUUGAUGCCCUCUCGGGAUGCGCGAAGUGGUCUCUCGACCUGCUCUCGUGGCUCACUGAUUCUCUUUUCGCCCUUCUGGACGAUCCGCAGUUCCUCGCUCUCCUCACCCCACAGCGUUUCUCAGAGAUGAGCGCCUACCUACAGUCCCGCUCUGACGUUUCGCUCCAUCUCCUCCUCUGCUCUUCUACCCGUGGCUUCCUCUCUGCCGUUUGCCGCCGCAUACUUCACCUCGAGAUCCUCUCCAACAGAGCCAUCGAGUUCUACGAGCGUCGAGCUGCGAUUUCAAACGCCAACGACCCCAACGCCGCGACAUCCAAGAACCUCCACACGGUCCUUUACAAGGCAUACCAAAAGAUGCAGCGCGUUACAUCAAGUAGCCUCAUAAAAGUACAAGAGUUCGACCGCCUCCUCACCGUGCUCAAUAACGAUAUCCGCUCGGCCUAUCAGACGUCUCUCGCGGCAUUAGCGAACAAGAACCCCGCCGGCGCUCAGGGGAACCCAAAAGCCAUCGAGCAACAGAUCAAGGGCGCCCAGUUCCACUGCGAGCUCAACAUGCUUCUAGCCUCCUCUCCACCCCCAUCGUUCCUCCAAGUCCUUCUCAAGUUUUUCAACACAGACCUCAAGAACUACCGCGCACAGACCGACCCGUCCAAGCUCUUCUUUGCAGACUUUGACCUCCUCGAGAUUGACGACGACCGCCGCUCUUUGUCAGCCAGGAGGGCGCGGGGCCAGUACAUCGACGCGUUCAAGCGCGUCGAGCUGGUCGGUCCGCCGGUCAGAGGCGCCAAGGAGCUCGAGGAGGCGAAGACGCCGCAGUGGAGGCGUUGUGUACGGUGCGCUGCUAUUAUGGAAGAUGCCUCUGGCUCGAGACCCGGCUUCACGUUCGUCCUGGCGCAGCAGCGGAAGUGCUCUUGUGGUGGACACUGGGCAUUGCUCCCGCGAGGGGCUUUGAUUAGCUAA